Molecule: messenger RNA, 606 nt
Organism: Pedinophyceae sp. YPF-701
Lineage: Eukaryota; Viridiplantae; Chlorophyta; Pedinophyceae
Source: the annotation of a GenBank genome assembly
AUGGGGGAGCGCGUCAAAACCCUCGAGGCGCGCAUCAAGGAGCUAGACAAGAAGCUGGUGCAGCACCGGGAGGCGAUCAAGCGGACGCGGCCGGGUCCGGGGCAGGAGGUGGCCAAGAAGCGGGCGUUGCAAGUGCUGAAGCAGAAGCGCAUGUACGAGCAGCAGAUGGAGCAGGUGAUGCAGCAGCAGUUCAACGUCGAGGCGACGCAGUUCGCGACGGAGCAGGUCAAGGACAGCGUCACGCAGGUCGAGGCCAUGCGCGCGGCGCAAGUGGAGUUCAAGGCCGCUGUCAACAGCAAGGAGCUCGACCUCUCCGAGAUCGACAAGUUCCAGGACGAGAUGGCCGACCUCAUGGACUACCAGCGGGAGAUCCAGGACGCGCUCGGCCGGUCGUACGACCUGCCGGACGAGGUGGAUGAGUCGGAGCUCAUGGGCGAGCUGGAGGCGCUGGAGGCGGAGAUGGGGGAGACGUCGCUGGAGGAGACGGCGGACGGCGUGCCAAGCUACCUCGCGGACCUGCCGGAGCUGCCCGAGGCGGGCGAGAACCAGGCGGAGGAGGAGGCGCCGCAGCCCGCGAUGGCCGAGGGGCAGGCGGCGCACAGCUGA